Schizosaccharomyces osmophilus is the source of this 1917-nucleotide messenger RNA. It is a transcript of the gene bpl1, whose product is annotated as biotin-protein ligase Bpl1. Gene Ontology annotation, cellular component: cytoplasm. NCBI's taxonomy places the organism in Eukaryota, Fungi, Ascomycota, Schizosaccharomycetes, Schizosaccharomycetales, Schizosaccharomycetaceae. Gene Ontology annotation, biological process: protein modification process. The transcript has a single exon. The record is from RefSeq and is a predicted model, not a curated record. Bases 1 to 1917 code for a protein of 638 amino acids. Gene Ontology annotation, molecular function: biotin--[biotin carboxyl-carrier protein] ligase activity.
AUGAAUGUUCUAAUAUAUAAUGGAAACGGUGUUUCAAAAGCAUGUUUAUCACGAACUUUUCAAUGCCUUUUUCCUUUCGUUGUGCCACAAUAUUCUAUGCGAUUUGUGGACGCUUGUACUCUAGAGCAUGAUCCUUGGCCAAGUAAUACCUCUCUUCUAAUAAUACCCGGAGGAAGAGAUUUGGGCUACUGUGGUUCAUUCAAUGACCUUAUUUAUCGGAACAUUACAGAUUUCGUUCGUCGGGGUGGAAGCUACCUUGGUCUUUGCGCGGGCGGCUACUUUGCGUCAGCCAAUGUUGAAUUUCGAAUGCCUGACAAAGAUUUAAAUGUCAUCGGGUCAAGAAAGCUUCAGUUUUUCCCAGGUACUUGUGCCGGCCCAACGUUUUCCGGAUUUGCCUAUGACAGUGAAGAGGGUGCAAGGGCCGCUCCUUUAGCAUUAGAACAAAUGGAAGGUUCAAAUUCGGCAACAACGACGACGACGCGCAUUUAUUACAAUGGAGGCGGAUCAUUCGUAAAUGCUGAAGCCUAUCCCAAGGUCCGAGUUGUAGCACGUUAUGCCGAAGUGGAAAAAGAGCGUUCAGCAGCUAUUAUUUAUAUACCCAUUGGUAAAGGGCAUGUCGUCUUGACAGGAGUUCACCCAGAGUUUGGUGCAGAUGGUAAUAAUACACUGGACGAACACGAUGAGCCAGUGCGAUUAGAACUCAUCGCACAUAUGUUAAAGCUUCUAGGGCUUAGGAUUCCCAAAAAUAUUUCGGAAUGCUGUGUCCAACCAAAGGUGACGGAUCAGUACUUAUUUCCUUGUAAUGAAUCCACAAGUUGGCUAUUUAAUUGGUUCAAAGAAGAUAAAAUCCAUAAUACCCUCUGUGAUAAAACCUACGACUUUCAUUUUAAAGAUGUCUCAGACCGUCAUACACUACCGAACGCUUCGCCGUCGAAUCAUGAUUCAAAUGAUGACUUAAACCAAGAAACAAAACCAUCUGUCUCUAUUUGUUCUGGUAAUGAGGAAAUCGAAUACGAGCAUACAAAGUCCCACUUUGACUACAAAUUGUAUCAAAAGAACUUGAAAGAUUGUCAUUUUGGCUCGCCCAUUCUUAUUUCUCCUGUCAUUCGUUCAACCCAAACGCUUUUUGAUAGCAAUCCAAAGUUCCUUGAAAGGCUCCCUACAGGAUUUACCGCAUUUGCUAAUUACCAAACUGCAGGAAGAGGAAGAGGACAAAACAUGUGGGUUUCCCCUUAUGGAGUACUAGCAUUUUCUUUUAUUGUGAAUGUUCCAUCCGAAAAUUUCAGUACAACCCCAGUAGCUCUCUUCCAGUAUCUUAUGGCCCUUUCUGUCGUCAAUGGUGUUAGAAACUACGCCCCUGGUUAUGAGGAUAUUCCCGUCUUUAUUAAAUGGCCCAACGAUGUUUACGCAUCUGUCAGUGAAGGUGAAUCUUUGCACCAGGAAAAGAGAUAUACGAAGCUUUCAGGAAUAAUUGUUACAUCUACAUAUGAAAACGAUGUCUUACAUUUGGUGAUCGGAUGUGGAGUGAACGUGAGUAAUCUGGGACCUACCAUAUCUUUGAAUACACUAGUCGACGAGUGGAACAAGCAACAUCCAGAGAGCCCUUUAGAGUAUUUCCGGUUUGAGAUUUUGUUAGCUAAGAUUUUUAAUUACUUUGAGCAUUAUUAUUACACACUUCUUCGAGAUGGGUUUGCUCGAAUCUUGCCAGAAUAUUAUCAGUAUUGGCUACACAAUAAGCAGAUCGUCAAUUUGCAAAGUGGUGAAAAAGCUAGAAUUAAAGGAAUCACAUCUGACUUUGGUUUGCUAAUUGCUGAGCUUCUCAAUCAUUCCGGAGUUGCUUAUGGCAAUAGUAUUUACCUACAGCCCGAUGGAAACAGCUUUGAUUUGAUGAAGAAUUUAAUUACCAAGAAGACAUAG